UGUUUUCUGUUCUUCAUUUUUUUUUUUUCCAUUUCUUUUUCAAACUUUUAUUUGGUCUUCUAUAGGCUGUACUGCUUGUUAUUGUGUUUCAAAGCCAAUUCAUUUACGUUCCACCAUUCAAAACGUUUCUUUCCAUUUCUUCAUUUUUGACCCUAAAGAAAAACUUCCUCCUUCUUCUUAAUCACUCUUCUUCUCUUCUGUUUUCAUGGCUUCGAUCUGAAAAUUUUUUUCCAACUCAUUUUUUUAUUUCUAGAGAAAGAAAGAAAAUUUCAUUAUAGUAUGAAGGAGAAAGCUGACACUGAUAAUCAAUCAUGGCAUCUUCCAAUUCUCAUUUUCUUCAUCUUAAUCACAGGUAGGAUUGUCGAGGGACAAGAAUUGUUGAGAGAUAAUACAGAAGUUUUGUUACAGUUGAAAUCAUUUUUAGAAGAACACAAUCCCAUUAAACGAGGAAAAUAUUCGUCUUGGAAUUUGGAGAGUUCACCCUGUUCUUGGGCUGGAAUAUCCUGUAAUCAGAACAAGUCCCAAGUCAUCGGAAUUGACCUUUCAAACGAAGAUAUUUCCGGCAAAAUUUUUCAUAAUUUCUCUGCCUUGUCUGAGUUGACGGACCUUGACCUCUCUAGAAACACUCUCUCCGGCGAAAUUCCCGGCGACUUGAACAACUGCAGAAAUCUCCGGAAACUGAAUUUGUCACACAACAUCAUCGACGACAAGUUGAACUUGUCAGGUUUGAUCAAUAUUGAGACUCUGGAUUUGUCGGUCAACCGAAUUUGGGGAGAAAUAAGGUUGAAUUUUCCAGGCAUUUGCCGGACUUUGAUGUUCUUUAAUGUUUCUGGUAAUAAUCUCACUGGUAGGACGGAUGACUGUUUUGAUGAGUGCUGGAAUUUGCAACAUGUGGAUUUAAGCUCCAACGAAUUCAGUGGAGGAUUGUGGAGUGGGUUGGCGAGGACUCGGUUUUUUUCGGCGUCGGAGAAUAAACUUUCUGGUGAAGUUUCGCCGGCGAUAUUUACAGGGGUUUGUAAUUUGGAGGUGUUGGACUUGUCAGAGAAUGCGCUUUUCGGCGGAGCUCCGGCGGAGGUUUCCAAUUGUGGGAAUUUAUCUUCUUUGAAUCUGUGGGGGAACCAAUUUUCUGGGAAGAUUCCGGCGGAAAUGGGAAGAAUUUCGGGUUUGCAGAAUUUGUAUCUAGGAAAGAACAAUUUUUCUCGGGAAAUUCCAGAAUCCCUUUUGAAUUUGAGCAAUUUGGUGUUUCUUGAUUUGAGCAAGAACCAUUUCGGAGGGGACAUUCAAGAGAUUUUCGGAAGGUUUACACAGGUGAGAUUUCUUGUUCUUCAUGGAAAUUUUUACACUGGAGGGAUUCAUUCUUCUGGGAUUCUUAAGUUGCCAAGAGUUGCUCGUUUGGAUUUGAGUUUCAACAACUUUUCAGGUCCAUUGCCUGUGGAAAUCUCUGAAAUGAAGAGCUUGGAGUUCUUGAUUCUUGCAUAUAAUCAGUUCAAUGGGAACAUUCCAUCAGAAUAUGGGAACUUGAAGAAUCUUCAAGCUCUUGACCUUUCAUUCAACAGAUUAAAUGGGUCGAUCCCAAGCAGCUUUGGGAACUUGACUUCACUCUUGUGGCUAAUGCUGGCAAACAACUCUUUGACAGGUGAAAUCCCCAGGGAGCUAGGAAGUUGUUCUAGCUUGUUGUGGUUGAACCUUGCCAACAAUAAGCUACAUGGGCGCAUUCCGUCUGAGCUAACGAACAUUGGAAAAAAUGCCACGGCGACAUUCGAAAUUAAUCGACGAACUGAAAAGUUCAUCGCUGGAUCAGGGGAAUGCUUGGCAAUGAAGAGAUGGAUUCCAGUAGACUACCCUCCUUUCAGCUUUGUCUACACAAUCCUUACAAGGAAGAGUUGUAGAAGCAUUUGGGAUAGAUUGUUGAAAGGGUAUGGCCUUUUCCCAUUUUGCAGCAAAAUAAGGACAUUGCAAAUCUCUGGUUAUGUUCAACUGACUGGGAAUCAGUUCAGUGGUGAGAUACCAAAUGAGAUUGGAAUGAUGAAAAACUUCAGUAUGUUGCAUUUGAGUUUCAACAAUUUCAGUGGGAAACUCCCUCCACAGUUGGGAUCUCUGCCAUUGGUUGUUCUAAACAUAUCGGACAACAAUUUUUCAGGCGAGAUCCCGAUGGAGAUUGGAGACCUUAAGUGCUUACAGAAUCUUGAUUUAUCGUACAACAAUUUCUCUGGCAUGUUCCCUCGAAGUUUUGUCAACUUGAAUGAGCUUAACAAGUUCAACAUCUCAUACAAUCCUCUCAUAACUGGGGAAGUAAUUCCAAGUGGGCAAUUCUCAACGUUCGACAAGGACGCGUAUCUCGGCAAUCCUCUUUUGCGCCUUCCUUCUUUCUUCAACACAACCCCACCUAAGUCAGCAGGCAACCCAAGAACGGCAGGAUCAUCAAAAAGGAAUUCAAGGCUAGUUGGAAUGUUGGCUUCUUUAUCCUUGAUCCUUGCUUUUUUGGUAUUUGGUACAUUUUCUCUUAUAGUUUUCUUAAUGGUGAGAAGCUCAGAUGAAUCACGAGGAUUUCUCUUGGAAGAUAUAAAGUAUAUAAAAGACUUUGGUUCAAGUUCUCAUAGCUCAUCCCCAUGGUUUUCAAAUACGGUUACGGUCAUUCGUCUCGAUAAAACGGUUUUUACACAUGCUGAUAUUCUAAAAGCCACUGGGAACUUUUCAGAGGAUAGGGUGAUUGGUAAAGGAGGAUAUGGAACAGUUUACAGAGGAAUGCUACCUGAUGGAAGGCAAGUGGCAGUGAAGAAGCUUCAAAGAGAAGGAGUUGAAGGUGAAAGAGAGUUCCAAGCUGAAAUGCAGAUUCUUACUGGCAAUGGCUUCAACUGGCCGCACCCAAACCUUGUUCAACUUUACGGAUGGUGUCUUGAUGGGUCGGAGAAAAUAUUGGUCUAUGAGUACAUGGAAGGAGGGAGCUUGGACGAUCUUAUAUUGGACAGACUCAGAUUAAACUGGCGGCGACGCAUUGAUCUUGCGAUCGAUGUGGCACGGGCAUUGGUUUUUCUACACCAUGAGUGUUUCCCCUCAGUUGUGCAUCGUGAUGUUAAGGCCAGUAAUGUUUUGCUCGACAAAGACGGACGAGGACGGGUGACAGACUUCGGCUUGGCUAGAAUUAUGGAUGUAGGAGACAGCCAUGUGAGUACCAUGGUGGCUGGAACCAUUGGUUAUGUAGCACCAGAAUAUGGACAAACAUGGAAAGCUACUACAAAGGGUGAUGUAUAUAGUUUUGGAGUUUUAGCCAUGGAACUUGCUACAGCAAGACGAGCACUUGACGGAGGGGAAGAGUGUCUAGUUGAAUGGGCCAAAAGGGUGAUGGGAAAUGGAAGACAUGGGUUGAGUAGAGCAGUAAUACCGGUUGCAGUUUUGGGAUCAGGCCUUGUCGAGGGGGCUGACGAGAUGUGCGAGCUGCUCAAGAUUGGGGUAAGGUGCACAAACGAAGCACCAUCAGCAAGACCGAAUAUGAAGGAAGUUCUAGCUAUGUUGAUCGACAUCAUAGGCUUAAGAGGGGGGGAUGAAUUCAAACACAUCUUCUCCCCUCCAUCCUUGUGAUCAAGAUUUUGAUUGAAGAAAUGUGCAUACAAUUAGGUUGUUAGAUAGUUUCAUAGACAUAAGAUACUUAUACCUACACAGUUUCAUUUAUUACCAUUCAUCUUGUAAACAAAAACAUUCAUCAUUCACAAAAUGUUGAGAAAAAAAAGCCUUUGUGUUUUAUUUUUUGAUUUUCUUAAUAGAAUAAUGAGUUCAUCUCCACUGAGAUGAGUGCAUAUGGCUCAAGUUGAUUCAAUAAAAUCCCUUUACUACAUCAGGAACGAAAA
Messenger RNA from Cucumis sativus (cucumber), 3845 nucleotides. RefSeq names its product probable LRR receptor-like serine/threonine-protein kinase At1g74360. The transcript has 2 exons. The record is from RefSeq and is a predicted model, not a curated record. Lineage: Eukaryota; Viridiplantae; Streptophyta; Magnoliopsida; Cucurbitales; Cucurbitaceae. The coding region runs from base 280 to 3579 and encodes 1099 amino acids. Gene Ontology annotation, molecular function: protein kinase activity; ATP binding; protein binding. Gene Ontology annotation, biological process: protein phosphorylation.